Messenger RNA from Artibeus jamaicensis (Jamaican fruit-eating bat), 2200 nucleotides. It is a transcript of the gene NCF2, whose product is annotated as neutrophil cytosolic factor 2. NCBI's taxonomy places the organism in Eukaryota, Metazoa, Chordata, Mammalia, Chiroptera, Phyllostomidae. The record is from RefSeq and is a predicted model, not a curated record. The transcript has 15 exons. Gene Ontology annotation, cellular component: NADPH oxidase complex. The coding region runs from base 250 to 1827 and encodes 525 amino acids. Gene Ontology annotation, biological process: respiratory burst; phagocytosis; superoxide anion generation. Gene Ontology annotation, molecular function: protein binding; superoxide-generating NADPH oxidase activator activity.
CCACUCGCCCUAUCUCUCUCUGUCUCUUUCCUUUUCUCUCAUGGCAGGGCUCCGCGUCAGUUUCCGAAAGGUGGGGACAUUUCCUGAUGCCUUUGCAACACUGGGAAGCUGUCGUAAGGGAGGCUGGACCCAUUCUGAGAGCAGGGCCAGGAAAGCGAAGGCCGGGGUUUGCCGUGCUGGGCAAGGGCCGCGCUCACCCUCUGCCUGCCUCUGGCCAAGCUCGCUCAGGCCCCUGGUGUCCGCCUGACCAUGUCUCUGGCUGAGGCCAUCAGCCUCUGGAAUGAUGGGGUGCUGGCAGCCGACAAGAAGGACUGGAAGGGAGCCCUGGACGCCUUCUCUGCAAUCCAGGACCCCCACUCCAGGAUUUGUUUCAAUAUGGGCUGCAUCUACACCAUCCAGGAAAACCUGGCCGCGGCAGAGAAGGCUUUCUCCAGAAGCAUCAACCGAGACAAGCACCUGGCCGUGGCCUACUUCCAGCGAGGGAUGCUCUACUACCGGAUGGAGAAAUAUGACCUAGCGAUCAAGGACCUUAAAGAGGCCUUGACUCAGCUUCGAGGGAACCAGCUGAUAGACUACAAGAUCCUGGGGCUGCAGUUCAAGCUGUUUUCCUGCGAGGUCUUGUACAACAUUGCUUUGAUGCACGCCAAGAAGGAGGAAUGGAAAAAGGCUGAAGAGCAGUUGGCAUUGGCCAUGAGCAUGAAGUCUGAGCCGAGGCAUUCCAAAAUUGACAAAGCCAUGGAGUGCAUCUGGAAACAGAAGCUGUACGAGCCGGUGGUGAUCCCUGUGGGCAGGCUCUUCCGACCCAACGAGAAGCAAGUGGCCCAGCUGGUCAAGAAGGAUUACCUGGGCAAGGCUACGGUGGUGGCGUCCGUGGUGGAUCAAGACAGUUUCUCCGGGUUCGCGCCUCUGCAGCCGCAGGCAGCCGAGCCUCCACCCAGACCCAAAACACCAGAGAUCUUCAGGGCUCUGGAAGGGGAGGCUCACCGAGUGCUGUUCGGGUUUGUGCCCGAGACACCCCAGGAGCUCCAGGUCAUGCCUGGGAACAUCGUCUUUGUCUUGAAGAAGGGCAAUGAUAACUGGGCCACGGUCAUGUUCAACGGACAGAAGGGGCUCGUGCCCUGCAACUACCUGGAGCCGGUGGAGCUGCGGAUCCACCCUCAGCAGCAGCCCCAGGAGGAAGCCUCCCCGGAGUCUGACAUCCCAGCUCCGCCCAGUUCCAGUGCCCCUGGAAGGCCCCUGCAGUCACCAGGUCAGAAAGAAGAAGAGCCCAAGGAAGUAAAGCUCAGCGUCCCCAUGCCCUACACACUCAAGGUGCACUACAAGUACACGGUCGUCAUGGAGACGCAGCCUGGCCUCCCCUACAGCCAGGUCCGGGACAUGGUAUCUGCGAAACUGCAGCUCUUGCCAGAACACACUAAGCUGAGCUAUCGGCCCAAGGACAGCAACGAGCUGGUGCCCCUCUCAGAAGGCAGUAUGGAGGCUGCCUGGGGCCAGGUGAAAAACUACUGCCUGACUCUGUGGUGUGAGAACACGGUGGGUGACCAAGGCUUUCCAGAGGAACCCAAGGAAAGCGGGACACCUGAGGGGAGUCGCCAGACACCAGAGCCUCAGUUUAAGGAGGGCAGCCAGGUGGUAGCUCUCUUCAGCUACGAGGCCACCCAACCAGAAGACCUGGCGUUUCUGGAAGGGGACGUGAUCCAGGUUGUAGCCAUGGUGAAUGACGACUGGCUGGAAGGGGAGUGCAAAGGGAAGGUCGGCAUCUUCCCCAAGGCUUUCGUGCAAGACCGGGCCACCGUGGGCCCAGACAGCACUCCCAGGGAAGUCUAGGACAUCUUGCAACCCACAGAGUUGAAGGAAGAAGUGCCAUCUCCCUUGCAAGACCGAGGACGCCCCCAUGGCACACUGUGUUAAACUGUCGUGGUUUGGAAGUGUUCCCUUCUCCUGUUUCAGUGGCACCCAUCAGACAACGAUGAGAUUUGAGGAGGAACUCCUUGGGGUGGGGUGGGGUGGGGGAGUGGUUGGACGUGUCUCCAAGGGCACGAGGGGUCCUUCCAGGGUGCUGGUCUCUUGCUGAGUGCUAGCUACCCAGGUGUGUUCACUUUGUGAGAAACUCAGCGAGUUGUACAGUGAUUACUGGGGGCAUUCCUCUGCACAUGUGAUAAAAAUAAAAAACCAAGACGGCCACAGUGCCAGCCCAAUG